Messenger RNA from Mercenaria mercenaria, 4886 nucleotides. RefSeq lists its product as uncharacterized. Bases 819 to 2654 code for a protein of 611 amino acids. Lineage: Eukaryota; Metazoa; Mollusca; Bivalvia; Venerida; Veneridae. The transcript is spliced from 2 exons. The record is from RefSeq and is a predicted model, not a curated record. Gene Ontology annotation, molecular function: protein binding.
AGUAUUCUUGUUAUUAAGUAAAAUGUGCAAAUGAUUUUCUUAUUUAUAUAUAGAAAACCUGACCUCUAUCGAAUAUUGGCCGGAGGAAUAUUUUUCGGUAUGAGUUUAUGCCACCGAGAUAGACAGGCCUGCUGCAGAGAUUUUACGUGCGUUGUAUGCUGAUCAAUUCCGCUGGAGGAGUUGUAACUCUGCAAAAAUACCUUCACAAAGUGAGAAUAUAACCUACUUCACAGGUCUUGGAUGCUAUCACUUCUGCAGAGUACAAUGGAAGCGUUACGGAGAGAGCUUAAGCAAUAUCCUUCAAGUUUUAGUGUGGCAGAUGACAUCAGGGCGGUAUCAAGUGGUGAAAAAAUCAAGUUAUAAGAUAAACUCCUUCUCGAAUUGUAUUCAACUUUAAAUGAAUUUAGUACCAAAAUGGAAAAGGUUAGGGCUUUGAACUUAUUAUCAUUUCUUUAUUUUGAUCUUGGGGACCGCCAAAACGCGAAUAAAUACAACUGCGAAGUUCUACAGGAAAGUCCAAACAAUAUAAUUGCAUUGACCAACAAUGCAUGGUUUUCGUUUAAGGACAGGAAAAACGUCAAUGUGUGUGAGGCAACCCUUAAGCGCCUGAAAACUCUUAAACCAGACAAGUUAGCUUAUGUAGUUGCGAAAGCAGAGAUGGCAUUUACGUAUUCGAGGUUUGGUAUGAAACAGUAUCACAAUGCUGUCUCAUUAUUCGGCGAAGUCAGAGAAGACAUGAAUUACAUUUUAAAAGAGAGAACGCAGGAAUCUAAGCAAAAUUCUCCAGGCGGUAAAAAUGUAAAAAAUGUGAUACUGUAAUGGAACUUAAAUGUGUUUGGACUUACGGCUACGCCAUGACUUUGCGGAGACUAUUGCAUGUAAGCAAUACUAAUGACGAAGAAGAUAUAGAUGUUAUUAAGAAACGUCACUGUUCUGUUUUUCAAUUAUAUGGUGAAAUUCUUGAACUGGAAGACAAAUCAGAAUGUAUACAAAGGUACAAGGCAAGAGCACUGGUAGAAGCAGGCUUACUAGCAUAUGGGGUUGAAAGAAAUAAAUUUUUAUUUCCACGAGGAAUGAAAGGUCUUUUACCAAGAAAUUCUUCUAUAUUUAUGCCCACGUCUAUGUACUUUGACACUGCGCUCGAAAUAUUUUCAGAUGAUGUUUUUGUACUGGAAAGAAGCGGGAGAUAUUUUCGGUAUGUUGAUAACAUCGAAAGGUCUAUUAUAUUGCUAACUAGAGCAAUUGACAUAAAAGGCACGUCAUUCGGGUACCACCACCUUGCUUUAUCGUACAUUCGAAUGCUUGAGUAUAAUCCAACCAAGUUGAGACAUAUGGUAGAAUCAACAAAUCAAACAAACAUUCAGAACAUGCUUUCGUUUCAUCAGCAGACACCAGAAUCCUCGUCCACAGGUCAUUCAAUAAAUGAAAAGCGUGAUAUCCGGAGCCAGGACAUACUGUCAUUGACGACAGGACUAGCCACGAAAUGUAAUGUUUCAGAUAAUAGUCAGUUACAAACAUUACCGUUUGAAAAUGAUUUAGCACAAGGAAGUACAAACAGUCCGAAUUCUAGCAUAUCCAGUGACACAAUAUACACUCGAACACCAAUACAAUGUAACGAACAAUCUGCACACACACUACAAAGAAAACAUGCAAAUACAAAUACAGACUUACAAUGUGAACUGGAUCCAAUGGCGAAAACCUUUUUUCCGAAAGGACAGUAUAAGCGUGAAGAAAAAUCUCUGUCACAGCAGCAAAGUACACAAACGCAUAUGAUUUAUGAAAGAUCGAAACAAAACCAUCAAACAGGUUUUAACACUGGGAAUGUAUAUGCAUAUAACUCGCCUCAUCGUUUUAUGCCCAUAGAAACCCCACACGCGUCUAAGCAAAACAAAAAUGCUAAACACUUCUUUGAAAAUGACAGUUUGGGACUUGAUUACACAGUAGGAAGAAAUGACUACACAGGAAUAGAUGGUCGAUUUCAUAGAAAUUAUGUAAAUCAGUACAAUCGCUUUCACAAGAUGUCUAUGAACGGCCAAAAUGUAAGACAAAGAAACAUGCCUCAUACCAAGCAGCAUAGUGCCAAGCCAAAGUUAGGUAAUGCAGUGAAGUGCCUCCGAUCUCCGAAACUUAUUGACUAUGAAAAACAUAAAGAUGUGAUAGACACUGCCAUCUCACACCUUGACAAAUCUACAAGAAUUUCAUCAAACACGGCAGCACUUUAUGACAAGGCUGUACUCUAUCGCCAGAUAAAACAAAGUGACAAAGCGUUAGAAGUUUUAGAAAGUCUAAUGCAAAAUGAGGAUGAUCUGUGCUCUAGCGUUACGUUAGCAAAUGCCUAUGAACUGGCUGCCUUUUGUAUAAGUGACAUCAUAGAUAACCACGAGAUAGUCGAUGAAGAAAGAGCCCAACAGCUGAUAGACGACAGACAAUUCUACUUGAAAAGUUCAAUAGAAAUUGAGUGCAAUAUUGUUGCGAAGCAUCCAUAUCUUGGUCAUUGCUGGAGAUCUGCUCAAACUUUGCGACAUAUAUUUCUCAGUAAAUCAAAAACAAAACGAACGAAACAAACACUUAAAGACCUUUGGUUCUUAUACAACAAGUUGAACAGUCAUUUUGAAGUUAUUGGCGUCCUAAAGGAAUUAAAAAGACUUAGCUGAAGAUGAUGGUGAAAAGAAAGAAAUCAUUGAAGAGAUCGUGAGAAAGUAUCUUUGUGUGCAGAAUUAUGAGGAAGCGGUGAUCGCUCUGUGGAUGUUAUGUCGCUUGAACGAUCGUUCUUCUAGUGUUGAUCAAAGCUUGUAUUUUGAGGUAUAUAUUGAUGCUGGACUCGAUGCGUUCAGAAGAAAACAUUUUGAAAAGGCGCGCCUGCGAAUCAAAAAGGCAUUCGAAUCCUUUGCAGAGCAACAAGAAGACGUCAGUAACAACGUUUCUUCUUUGACUGAUGAAUCUGAUGAGCAAUAUGAGCUUUUUAUUCUUUCAAACCUCGAAGACGAGGGACCAGGAAGGAAUCUGAUGAUGAUGUUGAAUAAUCUAGGGCUUCGCACAACGUUUAACUCAGACAGCACGAGCAUUCUGCCUGGAACUCCAGAGGUUGAAGGAAUAACAAAGGUAAUGAACUUGUCAAAAGCCUUUGUGAUAUUAAUUAGUUUUGAUAUAGAGGAUAAAAAGAUGCUACACUUAGUAGAUCGAAUGCAAAAUAUUUUGGAGAUUAGUGUCGAGGAAAGUUUUAUCAUGAUGAUAACGAAUGCAGAGACGGAGUUUCCGUCUAACUGUAGAUUAUCAGCAUACAAAAGGCUUAUUCUGGAUCUGGAUGUUAUUUCUGAGACAGACAUGGGUAACGAGGAUACGCACGAAGGCGUGAAGAGUUUGCUAAUGGCAUUUGCUUAUAUUUGAGACAUAGAAUGAGGACUUUCAGUUGAUAUCUUAGGUAUUAUGGAUCCAUGGUUGAAAGUUAUAUUACUUACAUGUCUCUAUAGGAAGUGUUAUAGAAGCAAACCUACAAGUCACACUUCCUUUUGAUACCAAAUCAAAAUUAACAUUUAGCCUGCUUAAUUUCUAAAAUGGACUGGUCCGUCAUUCAAUAUGGACAUUACUAUUCAUUAUCCAAAGGGGUGUUCACUGAAUUCAUACUGAUUGAAUAGCGAACAGUACAGACCAUGAUCAGCCUGCACGGACGUGAUCCAUGUUUUCACUGGUCGCAAAGGCUGAAUCACUUGCCGCCAGCAGGCUAAAGAAUAAUGCCUUCGUAUAAUAAUUUCAUUUAUCUAAAUUGUGCUAUUUGUGAUAGAUAUACAUUUGGAUGUAAUCAUUUAUUAAACCUUUUGAAUACCUAAAAAUAACAACUCUUGUAUUUCACGUUACAGGGUUGACCGCUGAUUUAUUUUUAAAUACUUGAUAUUAAUCACAAUUCGAAGGAAUUAUGAAUUGUUUAGAUAUCUUGUAGUUGUGCAUUUAUGACGUCGCAUUAUAGCGGAUUCAUUUUUUUUAGAAAGAUUUUGUUUAUUGUCUACUGCUUUUAUAUUUGCUUUAACCACAUGUGUUUGAAGCUCUAUCAAUAAAAUAUAUGUGCAGGUUAGAUCUGUACUAUUUCAUAGUAUAUUAGGUGGGUGGGAUAUGGUAAUGCAUACAUUAAUAUUGAUAGAGCUUCAAGCGCCUGUGCUUUAACCUUUAGCCUGCCGGUGGCAAGCGAGUCCGCCUUUGCGACCAGUGAAGAUCAAGAUCAGCCUACGUGGAGUCUGAUCAUGGUCUGCACUGUUCGCUAUUCAGCCAUAAAAUUUACAUUGAAAAGCCCUUAGAUGAUAAAUGGUACUGCCAAAAAUUGAAUGACAGACCAGUUCAUUAUAGAAAUGUAGCAGGGUAAAGGCUAAUCCCAUUGCAAAUUCUUGCUGAAAACGCAUUCCCUGUGGUAAAUAUUUCAGCAUGAAAUACACACACUUCAUGAAACGGACUGGUUUGGGGUCUCAUUUAAGUUAUAAAGUUAGUGGCGAAAUAAAUUAACAAAAAAUACACAAUCUGGUUACUAGGGAAAUUUUAUUAGACUGUAAAACUCUAAAAAUAUAUAUCACUAUUACUUUAUAAAAACAAAAGACAUGCAACAGUUUCAUAAAUCUUACGUUAAAAAUUGCUACUCACUUUCCAUGCGUGAAUGUUGUAAAAUAUAUUUAUAAUCCUUCUGGAGAAAAUAUGGAAUUUGUUAACGGAACAAAAAAUAUAUGUGCCUCGGUUUUUAGAAUUUAUUUAAGACUUUUUGCGCAUGUGUGCAAAAAUCAGGUGCGGACCCUGAAGUCCGACCGAAAAUGAUGUAUAAGAUAUGUACAUUGUACAAAUGUAUAUACUUUACGUGUUUUAUAGUUAACUGUCUUAUAAACUGAAAUUUGUCAUUGUGCAGUAAC